UGGCUAGACCGUAUACUUCCUUCUUGGCGUAAACCCCGGGAUAAAAACUUCUGCUGUGCAUUGUAACCCGUAGUAAUGUUACGUCAUUGGUACGUCAGGGACGUGUAUCUCUUGUAACAGAACGUACUUUGGAACGAGAAUUAUCUAACAUCUAUUUUAACCGGCAUUGCUUCCGUGGCAGAGGUAAAGUGUAUAUAAAGCCUGAUUUUAAUCCAUAUCAGCAUUCAGUUCUACAGAGCCGAAUAGUCCGAUCCAAGCCAGUCGCCAUGCACUCCCUCCAGGUCCUCCUUUGUGUGUUCUGUGUCGCCGUGGGUUUUCAGGCAGCCCAAGCAGCUCUGGGUGGAGGGACAUGCACCAUUCCUGCCGUAGGUGCCGGUCCUGGAGCCAGCACUGUGUGUACAGCUGCCGCCAAUGGCUUCUGUCUCAUAGACCAUUUGACGAUCACAGGAGCCGUCACAGGCGUAACUUACGAUAGCGUGUGUGUCUGCUACACUGGCUACAGCGGACCGCAAUGCGCAACCGCUACCCCCACUUCUACUACCACCACCACCACAUCCAACAACAACGCCAUCACUGCCCUGGUACUCGGGGGUCUGGGCGCCUAUCUGCUGUCCCAGGGUGGACAAGGAGGAUAUGGAGCUGAAACAGAUGCACAGGCCGCCCAAGAAGCCCUCUAUCUGCAACAGGCUGGAUUUGGAGUCGGCAAAUAAGCUUAUAAUAAUUAAAAUUAAGAUGACCGAUAUUCGUUCACUGUUAAUACUACUCUAUUAGGUCUAUCAUCUGAGAAAGAUCAAGAAAAAAAGGAACAACUCUGUUGACUACUUUAUAAUAACAAAAGGGAUUGUAUAAAAUUAAUUUUUCUGUUGUUAUUGGAAUUUACAAAUGUUGAUCCUCAAGCAAUAUACUCUAAAGUAUGUUAUUAUAAUAAAGUUAUUACAUCCAUUAA
Molecule: messenger RNA, 946 nt
Organism: Magallana angulata
Lineage: Eukaryota; Metazoa; Mollusca; Bivalvia; Ostreida; Ostreidae
Exons: 4
Coding region: 267-710 (147 amino acids)
Source: RefSeq, a predicted model, not a curated record